UCAACAAACUCGCCAUGCUCCCCACCACAUUCAUCCUGCCACACCCUGGAAGCUCUCGCCCCCGUCACCUACCGUCUCGCCUUCUACUCUCGAGGUAUGCUGUAUGUGCUGAGGUCUUUGGAGUACUGAACACCUCUUUGAGUUGGUAGGCCUGUGCGUUUUGCCUUUCUUGAGGGUGACAUCUGGGUCCAGUCGACAACAAGACAUAGAAGCCUUCAGGCACGUCUGGACAAGGUCGUUCACGAGCAUCAUCCCGCAUCCAGGCGCCGCGAUGAAGCUUGAUACUUUGACUUCGUCUCAAGCCACUACAGAGGUAGAGCUGGGUGGCAGUGAAUCUGAGGCCGACACAACAUCAGCCGAGGUGAUCCCGGGGGAUCAUACUGCACUCGACAAUGCAGACAAGCUGAUCAACAACUAUGUCCACCAGUAUCUCAUCGAGCGAGGCUACCAUCAGACGGCAGACUGCUUCAAGGACGAGCUGCCUGAAGACAUCGCGGGUAACAUUUCCUCACAAACAGCCGAUUGUGUCAACGUUGGAUUUCUAGGUGAUUGGUGGAUGCUGGUGCAAGACGUCAUCCCUCUCUUCAACUCUACGCCUGGAGGUCAACAGACGGCACAAACUGAAAGCACAAGCGUUGGCAUAUCCGGACCCUUGUCUUCAUCAUCUGGACCUAUCUCUACGUGCUGCGAAACUAUCAGGCGAGACGGGUGUGAUCAUCCAUCGGCUAAUGUAGACCGACUCUUGGCUCUGAGCUUCGCACAAGUCCGAUCUGGGCCCCAGCCAGAAGAUCACCACCAGAAUGAGCAUACGCAUAUAUCACCGCAGAUGCUGCAUCGCAGUCCAUCUGCUCCCCGAAUUGCAGACAAGCCUCUCGCAUCGACGUCCUGGAGUAUGGCACCUGAUAGAGGCUAUCGUUUGCACAUGCCCUCCAUGGCGAAGCCCAUUCAAGUCGAGCUGGUCGGAACGCCUGCCCCAUCGUUUGCACCUCCCUCGACACCACCAUCGCCGACCCCAGAGGUCUCCGCUCCUGCUGCAUCUGGUAGCAAGAAGAGGCAAAGGGUAAGAAAGCCAGCGACAGGGCCACCGAAGACAAAGACAACUACGGCGGCGCGCCCAACGAAGAGAAGACGAUCGCAGACAGUCACCUCCAGGACCAAGGUCAUUGGCGAGGAAGGAGGUGAUGAAGGAGUUCGUGUUCUUGAUCGGUGUGCUGCGAGCCCUCUACCGUCGACUCAAAGCUAUGACUAUGGAGGAUCCCCCCUCAAUGCUCGUCAUGAGAAGCUCGACAGUGCGCAAGACAGCUGCGUGCGCAUAUUCGAAGAAGGCCUACCUACGAUCGAUGAUGCUGCAGCAGACGCCGCUUUGAUGGCAGAGCUUGCUCGCUAUGCUGCCUCAUACGAGCCCGCUACUUCAUCUCAACCACGAGAUCGACAAGAUCCUGCCUCGUCAUCAACGGCCUCGAGCGGUCUCAACGCCUCUUUAUGGGCCCAGGUCGCUGCUCAACCCGGACCCGCCUUCGUUGGGGUAAUGACAAACAGCUCAACAAGCCAACCAUCACUGAUGCUUCUCCCAGACUUAACGCCUCUCACUGCUCAGCAAGAGAUGUCGUUCCUUGAGUGCGAUCCCUUCAAUGUCAUCGGCAGCACCAGUGGGAGCAGUCACCAUCAAGGCUCGACUGUGCAAGGCUCGGAUGAAGUCUCGCGUCAGCCAGGCUUCUCUGUGCCUUGGACUCCUACUGAGGCGCCACAGCCUGUCUCAACCCAUGCCAAUGGGUCUUCUGUGUUACACCCUACCAUCAACGUACCUCUCCUUUGUGGCCAAGACUCGGACCUUGAUCUUUUCCCCGCCUUGCGGGAUCAACUUUUGCCAGUAGCAAGAAAGGCCAAGCGCUCUGGUGACGUGCUUUUAGCCCAUGAGGAAGAUGCGACGGCAAGUCAAGAACCAAUCUAUUCCUACUUCAAUCCGGCUGGGGAGACGAUGAGCUUCCAGCCUGCAUCGCCGACGGGCUUGAGCAUGUCAUACGGCGAGACGAAUUCCUCAUUUCGGGUCCAGACGAGUCAACAGACUUGGCAGGAUUACUCUGAAGACGUGAAGCCCACGCAACGACUGACACAGGACAAGAGCAACUGCCAAGCACAAGUGGCGAGAACGAGUGGCCCUACAUUCACACCCGUUCGAGCGCACAGCGCAAGCCACCUCUCCCGUGCAGACCUACCAUCUUCGCUGUCCACCUCUGUCACCCCGGCUCGCCCGGCUACUCACGCCGGGCAUUCCCAAUCUCAUUCCACCGCAAAGGGGGUCACUCCUUUUACGCACCUUUCACGAAGGUCCGUCUCGCACAUCGCGAGUGAACUUGCUCCUUGGUCGUACGGAGCAACCCACCAUGCCCAUGCCCAUGCCGAUGGCCAGAAUGCAGUGUCUAGCCAAAGAGAAAGCGAUGUCGUCAAGCAGGCCCUUCACCAUCUAUCAAGCCCAGAAAAGGCCGGAGACAACUCCAAGUCCAGCGCAACGAGCAGCGAAUCCCUCUUUCCCUUGUCCUUCAGCACCACCACCAGGACUACCCCCAUUGUCAAUAGCAACAGCAGUCCACACUGUCAGCAGCAGUCCCAGCCUCCCCUAGGUAUCCCACCGCACUGCAUCGAUUUCGACUUCGACACGAGCGCAAGCUCGAGCGCAAGGGUGGGCAAAAACGUGAGCAUGAGCAAAGCAACGACCGAAGCGGAUCGACGGAUGGCAGCCAAGUUGCAACGGGGUAUGCUGGCGCAGGAGCAGGCGAGGGAGAAGAUGGUGGAGUAUUUCAGACCAAAGGUGAAGUCGAAGUCUGAGGAGGGCCAGGGGGAGGAGGACGGAGGGUAAGUAAGUGCGGGAGGGAGGCAGAGAGAGGCUCAAUGACUAGACUAGACAUUGUCC
Microstroma glucosiphilum is the source of this 2911-nucleotide messenger RNA. RefSeq lists its product as hypothetical. Bases 272 to 2857 code for a protein of 861 amino acids. The record is from RefSeq and is a predicted model, not a curated record. The transcript is spliced from 3 exons. Gene Ontology annotation, molecular function: protein binding. NCBI's taxonomy places the organism in Eukaryota, Fungi, Basidiomycota, Exobasidiomycetes, Microstromatales, Microstromataceae.